Messenger RNA from Thlaspi arvense, 780 nucleotides. NCBI's taxonomy places the organism in Eukaryota, Viridiplantae, Streptophyta, Magnoliopsida, Brassicales, Brassicaceae. The record is from the annotation of a GenBank genome assembly.
AUGGAACAGCCACCGUCGCCGGGAACGAAGUUAGUGAAUAUCGAAGAAAGCAUGGAAUCACUGUUACGGUUUACUCUGCGCGCUCAUUUGGACGAACCAGUUCCAAGUCUCGAUCUUGAACGAGAUUUCUGCCUCCAUCUCCUGGAGGAGGAAGAUACAGAUUCAACAGAAAAACCUCCAAUGUACAAGCUUCUAGCAAGGGCUUUGUCUGAAUGUCUUACUACCGUUGACAAAAAUUCCAGCUUUGAAAAGUACAGCAAACUGUUUCAUGGUUCAGGACAUGAUUUGGUAAAUAUGUUGAAGAAGGUGAGCUUUGAGCUACAUGUCCAGGAGCCUUAUUUCACACAAUUGAAAGAUGGUCUGAAAUCUACUGAAGGAAGAUGUGCAGUAGGAGACUACAUGAGGUCUGAUUCUUUAACCUCUUUCAUACUUGUUACCUUUGUGUGUCCUCUCAGGAUUAGUUCUGGAGCUUUUAUUUUGUUCAAUAAAUGCUUGCUGCUUCAAGUUCAGGACGUUCGCCAAUAUACUUCAUUCUCAGAAAUGCUGAGAGUGGAGGGUCUUGCCAAAGUUCUUCCUGGAGUUGAGAGUAUAGAAGAAGGUGUUGGAGUUUACCGAAACUUUUACCCUCAAGAGAAGGAAAGAAUGAACGGUGUUGUCGCAAUUCGUGUUGCAAAACCAAUUGAUCAGCCUUAUGCAGCAAUGGCAGGAGUAUUGUCUGAACUCAAGUCCACUGGGAUCAAAGGUCUGUUGGAUGACUAUGCAGCACGAGUUACCUUGUAG